UGAUGGUAGUUCAAAAAUCAAAAGCAAAGAACCAAUCAUCGCCCAUCUACGGGGAUGCUAUUAAAGACACAAAUUUGAAAGGUGACAUCGUGUCACCGGUGAUUCUAUCUGAAUUAGUAAAUGGCCACACGGAAGCUGCGUCUGUUGAAGACGUCAGAGAUUUGUACAAGAAAUUGUUGUCAACUUUGCAUUUGAUGCAACCGACUGAAACAAAAAAUUUGUCGAGGGUUCUGUCCGAUAGUUUGAAAAGAGGUUUUACGCAGAGCGUUUUGGAAGCUCUGAUUUUGACAACAAAAUCGAGCUCCUUUAAUAAGUUCAGCUCUCAGAACUGUUUGACUGUAAUGCGCCUUCUUUCACGCUCAAUAGUUUUCUAUGGAAAAUCAAACCCGGACAAGCCGCUCACGAGCAAACAAAUAAUUGUGUUUGCAUCAACAUUUGAAUUACUCUUGAACACCGCUCUCAAAAACGUGAAAAAGAAAGAUUAUUAUUUUUCUUUGAAGACCUGUUUAAUGUACACCUUUUCAGGUUGUCAUCCAUUGUUCGAUAAGUGUUCUGAGUUGGUACAAAAUGCGUCUGAAAACCCAAAGGAAAUUGCGUUCUUAGCGCUCUACCUGUCUAUUAAAGAGUUUGAAGCUAAAAAGACGCAGAGUUCUUGCUCACCAGACUUGAAAUUAUGUUCAAAAUCUGUUGGAAUUCUUUGUAGCUCGGCAAGUUUGAACAAUCAGAUUGGACUUUGCUCCGAUUUGGUUAAAAAUUUUGAUUUUGAAUCUUUCAUGACAUUUCUUUGGCCCGAGUUAAAACGAACCUUGACGAGGCACGCUGAGAAAGCCUUGCCUUCGGUAGCAAUUGUUAUGAAGUCUUGUAAAAUCGAUUUCAGUGAAAAGAUAGUUGACUUUUUCAGCACGCUUUUCGAUUUCGUCAUUUCACAAUCACAAGAAACCGUCAUCACAACAUUGGGAGUUAUGCAAAAUAUUAUCAAAAAUAGCUCUCAAUGGGAGUUUUUGGAUAAGUUUUGUGGCGAGUUAUGCUCUGUUUUUGCAGGAAAAAGUGACAAAAAAUUGAACACAGCUUCUCAGAAACAACUGAUACUAGAUCUCGCCACGCAAUUGGCGUCGAAUUCAGUGCCAGAGUCCAAAAUUGAUCAGUUAGCUGCGAAUUGUCUGAUGUCAAUUGGAAAACUUGUGAAAUCAAGCGAUGCAUUGUUACUGCAAUGUAGUAUUCUUCAAUGCAUGCUUACAUGGACAGGAAAAAUAAGUAAGAAAAUCAGUCCUGAGUUUCUUGCGUGGCUGAAGGCUCCAACUUGUAAUCAAUCUAAUCCACAGACACAAACCUUGCUCGCCAAAAUGUGUCUCAAACUGUCUGAAAAAACACGUUUCGAAGAGCAGCUUGCCGAAUUGCUGCCACUUAGGCUCGAGUAUCUUUCGAAGCAGCAAAAUGCCACUGUUACUGUUAAUACUCUACAUGAUCUAAGUGUUGACCUACUUCUUGCAAGCAAGAGUAUCGACAAUGAAGCAACCAAAGUAACAACAAUCCUCAAGUUUUUCCUGGAAAAAUUAGAUGUUGUUAAUUCGAUGAGGAUUCUCAAAAUACAACCAGCGUCCAACAUGAAAGAAUUGAUAGCUAUCCUAGAACAAACUGUUCUGCGGUUGGAAAAAGUAGUAGAAGCAGACGAUACAAUUUUUAGUGUUUUGGCGAUUCUGGCCAUUCAUCGCAAUUUCGCGGUGAGAUCAGAAGCAUUGAAAGUUAUCAGACGGGUGGCAAGUAUGUUCUCAAGUGAAACAGUUGUUUCAUCUGUGACCGAAUCUGUUUAUGAAAUUUGGACUGAUUACUAUGCUGAGUUGGAUAAUGCCUUUUUCGACCGAGAAUAUGUGCCUGACAUAAGCAGACUUCCCAAGCAAAAAGAAAAGGGAAGAGCUAUGUAUGAGUUAAUACAUGCAUGUGUGAAUUCAAACUGGGAUCCCGAUUCUAAAAGAAACCUUUGUGCGGACUUCUUGACUCUCUGUAAUCAGCAGGAAGUCAAGGUAUGCGGGAAAACGUGGAAAAACUUAUGCGACUCAGUCAAGAUAACGAAUAGUGAACAAGGACUUAUUGUUACACGAGACGUUCUCACCAAAACGGAAAUUCAUGAAAUCAAUACUGGUGUCCUUGAAUCAUCGGCAGCAUGUUACGGCGACUGUUUUGUCAAUCCAGUAAUGGAAAAGAUUCUUCAGUUUCUGGAGAGCUGUUGCGACAAGCUUGUUUCAAAGGACGAAUACGAAAUUUUUAAGACUCCUGAAGGAACGGUGUGGGAUAAAAAUGUAUGGGUUGAUAUUAGUCGAAUUGACCAAGAGUCAAAAAAUUUCAAAAGGGAAGACAAAAGCAUAAGCUGGAAAGAAGAAAAAGCGUUCAGAGAACUUUCAAAACAACUUAAAGGCACCGAAAAGAAGCUUACCAAGAAACAGCAAGAGAUAGUUGACGCGGCCUUGGCGACUGAAUCAGAGAUCAGAAAUGACCUGAAGCAGUAUCAGGAAAAAGUUGAUACGACUUGCAAUGCCUUAAGAGCUCUGUUCAAAGGUUCGCCACGCUUGAUAGUCUCAAAGUGUCAUUUAGUUGUUCCCGUUUUGGCUAAACUAUGUGCCAAUUACGUUGCCACAUUCAAUGCGCGAACAUUGAUUCACGAAAUCGGAGUUCCGAUCUUGAGUGACAACCCAUUAAGUGCUAAAUGGAACCUGCUUUGUCAGGCUUACUGCAGGGUUGUGAAAGCACCCGAAAUCAGAGACGAAUUGAAAUUUUUACCAAAAGAUGUUCUUGGGUGCGCUGAAAUGGUAAUGGAACAGCUGAAGGCUCAAGUUUUCCAGUAUAUUGAAGACACGAUUCGAAGUUUCAGUCUGCCUUUGAAUGUGUUCAACUUAUUCCAUCCUUGCAUGCAUCAGAGUAUUUAUUCUCUCUCCGAAGACUUGGAGACAUCGUCGGCAGAAAAGUAUGACGUCAUCGAAGCUGUAGUGGCCAUCUUCGAUGUCCAGCUGAGCGAAACCAGUUCAGAAGACUCAGCCGUGCUUCCAGUGUCAAAAAUGUUCAACAGUUUGUUCCAUGUGCUUCAAGUGUUUCCGCCCGCAAUUCAAGUCAAAGCAAAAGAGGUAUCCCGAAAACUAUGUGCUCUGGUGUUCAAGUCGAAAAUCAUAGAUGCCGAUCUGACCGUAAACUUGUAUCAGUCUCUGCUGAAACCAUCUGUCACUAUUCAAUCAAGUGUUUUAGAAAGCUGCGCGACGUUGGCAACUUUGCUUGUCCCGCCAGUCAAUGAUUUCGAGAGGUCUCUUAAGUUGUUUACUCUCAUCUACGCUCUGACCUUUGACGAAGAAGCCUCUAUUUCAAAGGCAGCAUCAGCUAUUUGGGAAUCGAUCCCAAAUCAAAACUUUGAAGCAUUUUUGCCUGAGCAGCUCCUUGAAAUUGUAAGCACAGAAUGCGUGAGUUUGAAUAAAUCAUCUGCAAUUGCGAUGGGAAAGGUAAUUGAAAACGACACCUCGAUCGCGGCUGAAAUCUUUACCGAUUUGAUCAAUUUAUUCCAAGUUAAAAUAACUUUCGUACCUGCCAAAAAAGACAGCCUGGGACGCAUAAUCAGCGAGGAGAAUCCGGAUAUCUGGGAACCAAGACUAGGCAUAGCGGAAACUCUGAAAAGAAUAAUAAAAUUUGUGCCUGAAGAUAAACUAGAGGUGAUGUUCGAUUUCUUCCUGAAAACUGGACUCGAUGAUACGAAUGAUGAUGUGAGAACUGGUGUGUUGAAUGCGGCACAAGAGGCUCUCGAUAAGUUUGGGCAAAAUAAUUGCCGACAGUUGUUGGAUCGGCUCCAAGAUUACAUGGAUAAUGAGUCUGGAUCAGUUGUAGUUAAACAGUCGGUAGUUAUUUUGAUGGGAUCUCUAGCAAAACAUAUGAUGGAUGAUCAGGCUAAAAUUAAGCCUAUAGUUUCGAAAUUGAUGGAAUCUCUUACAGAGCCUUCGCCUCUAGUCCAAGAAGCUGUUGCAAACUGUCUUCCUAAGCUUGUGGACGCCAUUCGAGAUGAUUGUCCCGCGCUGAUUUCAAAAUUGCUGACGCUUCUGUUGAGUACGGAUGAUUCCUGUGAACGUCGAGGAGCUGCUUUUGGAGUCGCAGGACUUGUCAAAGGUCUCGGAAUCAUGAGUCUGAAGCAGCACCAAGUUAUCAGCCAGUUACAGGAGGCAAUUGAGGACAAAAAGUCAGUGAACAGAAGAACAGGGGCGUUGCUGGGGUUCCAGAGUUUAUGCCAGUUGCUCGGAAGGAUCUUCGAACCAUACUUGGUGAAUCUACUGCCACAUUUGUUGAUAGCUUUUGGGGAUCCUCAAUUGCAAGUUCGUGACGCAGCUGAAGAGACUUCGAAAGUUGUAAUGCAGAAAUUGACAGUGCAUGGCGUGAAAAUAAUUCUGCCCACUUUGCUCAAGGGACUUGAAGAAGAAAGCUGGCGAACUAAAGUCGGGUGUAUUGAACUGCUAGGAGCUAUGUCUCAUUGCGCUCCUAAGCAGCUAUCAGCGUGUUUGCCGACAAUUGUGCCCAAAUUACUUGAAGUGCUAAACGACUCUCAUCAUAAAGUUUCUGCAUGUGCUAAGCAAGCCUUGAAUCAUGUUGCGGCAGUUGUAAAAAAUCCUGAAAUCCAACAGAUUUCACCAAGCAUCUUAGACGCUCUGAGUCACAGAGCUGAAGAAACUAAAAAGACACUUCAACUUCUCCUGAAGACAAGAUUUGUUCAUAUGAUUGACGCUGCUAGUUUGGCAUUGCUCAUGCCUAUUCUAGAAAAUUCCUUCAAAGAUCGCUCUGCUGAGGUUAGGAAAAUGGCCUGUCAGAUUUUAUGCAACAUCAACACUCUAGCUGACUCGAAAGACUUGAAGCCAUAUCUGGACAAAUUGAUUCCAGGGUUUAAAACUGUUCUAAUUGAUCCUGUGCCGGAAAUAAGAGGUCACUCAUCAAGAGCCCUGGGUUCUUUGGUCCGGGGUUUGGGUGACUGUAUCUUGGAAGUUAUGAUGCCUUGGUUGAGAGAGACGGUGGUGUCAAGUGUAAGUAACAUCGAUCGCUCAGGAGCGGCCCAAGGUUUGAGUGAAGUUUAUGCAGCAAUUGGACCCUCGAAAUUGCAAGAAGUUCUACCAGUGAUAGUAGCUGAAGCUAUGAACGUAGAUCACCCUCCAUAUGUUCGAGACGGUUACCUCUCAAUCUUCAUUUUCCUCCCUCUCGCUUUUGGAACUCAUUUUGCGUCUUACAUAGACCAGAUAAUUCCGGCCAUCUUGCAAGGUCUGGCUUCCGAAGUCGAAUACGUGAGAGACAGCUCGUUCAAAGCUGGUCAGCAAAUCAUUAACCAGUAUUCAUCAACAUCAUUGGCUAUUUUCCUGCCUGAACUCGACAAGGGACUCUUUGACGAAAAUUGGAGAAUCAGAUUGUGCUCAAUCCAACUUUUGGGAGAUUUGUUGUUCAAACUUCUGGGAGUGACUGGAAAAAUGACAACUGAGACCGAAGGAGACGACGAUACGUUCGGAACUGAAAAGACGACCACGAAGUUGUCAGAGCUGUUGACGGUCGAAAGAAGAGACCGAGUGCUUGGAGGACUGUACAUGGGACGUAACGACGUGUCGCUACCUGUCAGACAAGCGUCACUACAUGUUUGGAAAAUUGUCGUCUCGAAUACGCCUAGAACGCUAAAAGAAAUUUUGCCAACACUCUUUGCUCUGCUUUUAGGCAAUUUAGCUUGUGACAGCGAGGAAAAGAAACAAAUCGCAGCCAGAACUCUAGGAGAUUUGGCCAAAAAGUUAGGAGACCGGGUGUUGCCGGAGAUUAUUCCAGUUCUAGAACGCGGUCUGAAGUCGCCUGAUACCGACCACAGACAAGGAGUGUGUAUUGGCUUGGGAGAAGUGAUGGCAAGUACAAGUCGAGAUCAAGUGCAACAGUAUCUCAGUACUAUAGUUCCAACGGUUGAGAUGGGAUUAUGCGAUCCAUUUGAACGUGUAAGAGUGGCGGCUGCGAGGGCGUUUGACAAACUAUACAACAUUAUACAUCAGCAAGCUCUCGAAGAAGUUUUGAAGCCUUUGAUUCCAAAAUUGACAGACGAGACCUUUGGAGAAUACGCAACUGACGGACUAAAACAAGUGAUUGCAAUCAGAAGUCGAACUGUGAUGCCGUUUUUGAUCCCGGAACUAACAAAGCCUCCAGCAAAUGUAGCUGCCCUGGCUAUCAUUGCGCCGGUUGCGGGUGAAACUCUGAAUCAUCAUCUAGAGAAGAUUCUACCAGCGCUGGUUAGAUCGCUUGCGGCUUCCGAAAACGAAGACAGUGACUUAGAAGGUAUGGUGAUAUUGUUCAACCAGAUUCAAGAACGACAAGCGAUCGCCUUUACAGUAGAGCACCUUCUUUCAGUCGCAAGUGAAAGAGAGGACAACGCGAAAUGCUUGGCAGGACUGAAGUUAUUCAACAGUUUUGUAUCGACUACAGAUAAUAACUUGGCUGAUUUUUGCUCGGAGGUGUUCAAAACAUUGAUGGUUCUGCUGGCUGAUAAUACUGCAGAUACAGAAUUCUUAACUCUCGUUUAUGAUAUUUUGACUAAAUUUGUUAAAAAAUUGGAUUCGGCGGAACAAAUUGGCCAACUGUUCAAUCUGAGACAGGCUGUUAGACAAGCAUCUCAGCAAAGUACAACACCAACUAUUAUCGGAUUCUGCACUGUGAAGAAAGGGAUCGGUGCUAUUUUACCAAUAUACCGGGAAAGUAUAAUGAGCGGAUCUCAAGAAUCGAAAGAGCAAGCGGCCUAUGGAUUGUCAGAGGCGAUUAAAGUAACAACUCCAGAAGCCUUGCAGCACUUGGUGAUUCAGAUCACAGGCCCGUUGAUCAGGAUCCUAGGAGAAAGAUACUCAGUGAAUGUUCGAAUAGCAUUUAUAGCAACGCUUAAUCUUCUCUUGAAAAAAGUCGGCGUUAUGUUGAAACCGUUUUUGCCACAGUUGCAGAAUACUUUCAUGAAGGCAAUUUCGGACCCAAAUGAAAGGGUUAAAAUGAGAGGCGCGGAAGGCGUUGGACUUAUCAUGGGGAUCCAUUUGAGACCAGAUCCGAUUUUUACGGAGCUGUUAAACGUUGUCCAGACAAAUUCAGACGUCCAAGCACAAAGUGUGGCUCUGAACGCUCUACAGCAAAGCGUGAAAGCAAUUGGAGUCAAAAUGAAUCCCGCGAUUCGCGAUCGAAUAUUUGCGGAUGUUGUAGCUCUGAGAGAGAAUGAAAGCGAAGAUUUCAGACGCGCUUGUGGAGGAUGUCUAGGAAUGGUCUCGGGAUACCUUCCGGAUCCGAAGUUUGACGAGUUGAUGAAAGAAGUGUUGCUAAAUGUGAACGAGAGUAAAGGAAUUGAAUUGUGUCACACGAAUGCAGUGGCAUUAUCUGUAUGUUGCAGAUACCACAGUGAUAAGAUCUUCCUGCAUAAGGACUGCAACAAAGUAAUGCAGUGUGCGAAGAGUCUAUGUAACAGCAAGAAUGUUCUCCUAUCUCAAGCCGGAAUGUCAAGCUGCACUUUCUUAAUGAAGUCUAUCCUCAAAUGCCAAGCUGGAGAGGGAACUGGUGAGUCAUCCUCAUCCUCUCCUGAUGAGCUGAAGAGCAGAGUGUGUGAACAAGUGAGUGUGAAGGACAUCUGCGAGGGAUUGAAGACUUGUGUCUCUUCGCAGUCUAUGGAUGUGAGACAGUGGCUCAGUAACUGCAUGGAUUCACUCACUUCGGAGGCAAAGCCAUAUAUGAACUUCAACGAGGCACCGCUCUCUGAUAAUUACAAUAUGGAACUGUAUAUCACAACUGAGCUGCUCAGACUAAUUGAGGACGCGAACUCCAUGGUCAAAUUCAACGCAGAGACCUCCCUAUGUCGACUGUUUGCCCUUCAUUUGGACACGAAAGAUUUGCCCCAGGCUGAACAGUUUGCAAAAGUGCGUGAACAACUGGCCCCGCUGUGCUCGAAAAUGAAGCAGAAGUUUAAAACUCGCUCUCUCGACACACCGGCUGACAUCGAUGUCAGUUGUUUGAAUUUAUAAGACUGUAGUCUUCAACAAAUUUAAGCCAGUUUUUAGUAAAGUUCUGAAGUUUUCUCAUCUGAAGCAAAAUUGACAGACUGUGAUUGCCGCUUAACUUAUAUAAGACCGUGCUUAAGUUUGUUGCGAAGUAUCAUGAUGUUAAUAAAUGGAUAUUUUAUGGAUUGAGGAAUAAAUUCUUUAUUCAAAUUA
This is a messenger RNA of Symsagittifera roscoffensis, 8213 nucleotides long. Its product is annotated as stalled ribosome sensor GCN1-like. Gene Ontology annotation, cellular component: cytosol. NCBI's taxonomy places the organism in Eukaryota, Metazoa, Xenacoelomorpha, Acoela, Convolutidae. The record is from RefSeq and is a predicted model, not a curated record. Gene Ontology annotation, biological process: cellular response to amino acid starvation; regulation of translation. Gene Ontology annotation, molecular function: protein kinase regulator activity. The transcript has 3 exons. Bases 3 to 8024 code for a protein of 2673 amino acids.